AGCUAAACUAGGCCCGGGCUGGGCGGGCUAUCCCUUCUCUCUCUGUCCCUGGUGGCUGAGGCAAGGUCUUUGUAAGCACUUCUGAGCCUUUCGGCGAAGUCCCUUUGUUCGGCCCGGUCCGAACCCUGCCUUGGACCAGUGAGCAUCGCGGUCAGAGCCAAGCCCAACCGAACAUCCCAAUCAAAGGCAGCCACCAGCUCCAUCCGCAGCCUGGAAGCACUGCGCCCCCUCCUUCGGCACCUCCUUCUCCUUGUCCCCUCCCCCGCCCGGUCUCCAUCUCCGCAUCCUCCAUCCCUGCUCCCAAAGCCCUUUAUCCCAACACUGGCACUUCCAUCACCUUUGCUUCUGCAAACCUCUCCCCGCCCCCUUUCCGCUCCAUUCCCAGCAUAGCUUCCCACCCACAACAGCUGCCCCCAUCGCGCUCCCCCCAUCUCCUCCCCUAGUCCCCGACCAGCCCCUCACCUCCUUCUGUCCUGCUCUCCCUCCCCAUCCCUCUUUCAUACCCCCUCCCUCCAACUUCUUCCAUCAGUCCCGCCCCCACCCCCCACCCCGUUCCAUUUCCGACUCCAUCCUCCGCUCCGGGAAGAGCACCUCUCCGGGACCUCUGUUGUCCAUCCGAGCCCAUGCCCCGUCCCCCGGGGAUGUUGCGCUGACCACUUGGCCUCUAUGGUCUUGACGCUGCUCUUCUCCGCCUACAAACUCUGCCGCUUCUUCACCAUGUCGGGCCCGGAGCGGCUAUCAGUGCCGGUUCCCAGGAGCACCGGAGGUAGUUGGUGGGCAGUAGGUGGUGGGAUAGCCCGGGAGGUAUCGCCGGGGGCCAACGUAGAGGUGCAGGGAGCCUUGGAGCGGGUGCUGCCCGAGCUGCAGCUGGCUCUGUCGGGGCUCAAGCAGGCGGGCAACCCUGAGGCGGUGGGCGCUGGCCUGUCCGAAGUGUUCCAGCUGGUGGAGGAGGCGUGGGUCCUCCCCACUGUGGGACGCGAGGUGGCCAAGGGGCUGUGUGAGGCCAUCCGCCUGGAGGGUGGCCUCGACCUCCUGCUACAGCUGCUGCAGGCAUCGGAGCUGGACACCCGAGUGCUGGCGGCGCAGCUGCUGGAGCAGAUCCUGGUGGCUGAAAAUAGGGACCGCGUGGCCCGCAUCGGGCUGGGUGUCAUCCUGAACCUGGCCAAGGAGCGGGAACCACUGGAGCUGGAGCGCAGCACCGCCGGCAUCUUGGAACACAUGUUCAAGCACUCGGAGGAGACGUGCCAGCGGUUGAUCGCGGCGGGUGGCCUGGACGCAGUGCUCUUCUGGUGCCGCCGCACAGACUCGGCGCUGCUGCGUCACUGCGCCCUGGCGCUGGCCAACUGCGCCCUGCACGGUGGCCAGGCUGCCCAGAGGCGCAUGGUGGAAAAGCGCGCAGCCGAGUGGCUCUUCCCGUUGGCCUUCUCUAAGGAGGACGAGCUGCUCCGGCUUCACGCUUGCCUGGCUGUGGCCGUGCUGGCCACCAACAAGGAGAUCGAGCGCGAAGUGGAGCGCUCCGGCACCUUGGCCCUGGUGGAGCCCCUCGUGGCUUCCCUGGACCCGGGGCGCUUCGCCCGCUGCCUGGUGGACGCCAGCGACACGCGCCAGGGGCGGGCGGCAGAUGACCUGCAGCGCCUAGUGCCCCUGCUGGACUCCUCGCGCCUGGAGGCGCAGUGCAUAGGGGCCUUCUACCUCUGCGCCGAGGCGGCCAUAAAGAGUCUACAGGGCAAGAGUAAGGUGUUUAGUGAGAUUGGAGCCACGCAGAGCCUGAAGCGUCUGGUUUCCUAUUCCACCAAUGGUACCACAUCAGCAUUGGCCAAGCGGGCACUGCGCCUGGUGGGUGAGGAGGUACCCCGGCGUAUCCUGCCAUGCGUGCCCAGUUGGAAGGAGGCUGAGGUACAGACCUGGCUACAGCAGAUUGGCUUCUCCAAGUACUGUGAGCGCUUCUGGGAGAAACAAAUAGAUGGUGAUCUGCUGCUGCGUCUGACCGAGGAAGAACUGCGAGAUGACCUAGGGAUGGAAUCUGCCAUCACCCGAAAGAGGUUCUCUCGGGAGCUCACAGAACUGAAGACCUUCGCGAACUACGCAACGUGUGAUCGCAGCAACCUUGCAGACUGGCUGGGGAGCCUGGACCCCCGAUUCCGCCAGUAUACCUAUGGACUGGUGAGCUGUGGUGUGGACCGCACACUGCUGCACCGGGUCUCUGAGCAGCAGCUCCAGGAGGACUGUGGCAUCCACAUCGGUUUCCAUCGGGUUCGAAUCCUCACUGCUGCCCGUGAGAUGCUGCAUUCACCCCUGCCUUGCAGUGGCUGCAAGUCCAGCUGUGAGAACCCUGAUGUGUUUAUCAGCUACCGCCGGAACUCAGGCUCCCAGCUUGCCAGUCUUCUGAAGGUACACCUGCAGCUACACGGCUUCAGUGUCUUCAUUGAUGUGGAAAAGCUGGAGGCUGGCAAGUUUGAGGACAAGCUAAUCCAGAGUGUCAUGGGAGCUCGGAACUUUGUGCUUGUACUGUCGUCUGGGGCACUGGACAAGUGUAUGCAGGAUCAUGACUGCAAGGACUGGGUGCAUAAGGAAAUUGUGACUGCGCUGAACUGUGGGAAGAACAUAGUGCCUGUGAUAGACGGUUUUGUGUGGCCCGAGCCUCAGUCGCUGCCUGAAGAUAUGCAGGCCAUACUCAAGUUCAAUGGCAUCAAGUGGUCCCAUGAAUACCAAGAGGCCACCAUUGAGAAAAUCAUCCGCUUCCUGCAGGGCCGCUCAUCCCGGGAUUCCUCUGCUGGCUCUGACAACAGCCUAGAGUGUGCCACCCCCUUGAGCCAGACCUAGAUUCCCUCUUCCCCCUGGCCUUGUCCCAUUAUCCCUGCUCUCCACUAGUCCCUGGUUCUCCCGACCCCUCCCCCAUUUGAAAGAGCUGACAAAGACAGACCCACCUCGACUCUUGAGGUGAGCACGGGAGGCCCCAGUGAUGGAGCCACAUCUUGGGGAGGGGGACUGACGGCCUACUCUUCCCACCCCCACCCCACCCCACCCCCGCCAUGGUGCCCUCUAUAGCAAUGACCUCAGGAUGGGGACAAGCCAAGAAGAAAGGCAAUAGGGAAGAUGAGGUCGGAUUCCUCUCCCUUUCACAAAUGAGGGAAUAGAGCUCGGUGAAGAGGUGGGAGAGACAUGUGGGCUCUCCCUCAGGCUCCAUUAGCUGCUGGUAAUGGACCAUCACACCCUGAGGAAAAAGGCUGGAAGGACUUUAGAGGCUCCCAGGUGAGCCUUUUGUUCUUGGGGCCCAAAAGGCUCAGCUCGGCUCAGGACACCCUUAGGAGCAUGGGGCAUUAACUGAAGCCAUCACCCCACCCUGACUCAGGGCAUCUUCAAGGGCACCAAGCUCUGGGUACCCAUGGGAAUCUCACCAGGUGGGCUCUGGUGCCCUCUAAUGGGAGGCUGAGAAAUGGCAGCUAUGCCUCCCGGCUUGCACUAAUUUACAUGGCUCUUUAAGGUUGCCUUCCAAAGAAGAUAGGUAGGGCACCUUUUCUCAAAAGAAGAAAGUGCAAUUCCAAGAACUUUGGUGACUUGCCCUCCACUCACUCAACUCGUAAGUGGAAAAGCUGGGAAUCAACCACGCUUAAGCAAAGCCUGAAAGAAGGCCCUUGAAUGGGGCUCAAUAACUUCUCUUCACCCACUUAGGCCCAAACUGCUUCUGAUGCUCCCUUCCCCUUCCCCUUCUUCCGGUACUGUGAUGGGCACCUCACCUCGCUCCCCUGUGGCCUUCCUUUAUAACCACUCUGUGCUCUUAAUGUUCCCCCUCCUUCCCUUCCGGGCCCCAGGACACUCUCUGCUGGAUAGUGCGGGGAGAUGUAGCCCAAUUUCUAAUUACAGAGCACCGGGCUGGGGUCCACGAGGCCACUCCCUGACUUGGCCUUAAUUCCCAGUUCUCAGGAAGGGGGGUUUGAGAAGGAAACCCCAGCACCACUAGGGGCAGAGUAGGCUCAGGAGCUGCCAGUGCCCCAGUUGGGCACUGGAUAGGAUGGCACAGCAAAAGAUAGUGCCCUCCAAGGGGGCAGAGGAGCUAAAGACAGGGGCUACUCUGCUCAGUAGGAUCUCUUUGCCUAGAAGGGCCAGCUCUAAGCCAAUCAAUCAGCAAGCAUUUAUCUAGUGCCUACUGUGUGCCUGGUACUAUUGUGGCUACAGAGACAAAAAACGAAACACCCCCUAUUUCAAGAAGCUUGGAGAUGUCUCACUGCCUCCUCCCCAUAAUGGGUCAUAGCAUGAUUGGGAUAGAAGAAUCCUGAAAGAUCUAGUCCAGCCCCUUAAAUUUAUUUUUUAAAUGAAUUUAAUUAAUUAAUUUUUCAUUAACAAGCACUUUUUUUUCAUCCUAUACUGCCCCCCCCAUGGGAAAAAAAAACCACCCAACACCAAA
Messenger RNA from Dromiciops gliroides (monito del monte), 4405 nucleotides. It is a transcript of the gene SARM1, whose product is annotated as sterile alpha and TIR motif containing 1. Bases 667 to 2823 code for a protein of 718 amino acids. Gene Ontology annotation, biological process: response to axon injury; negative regulation of MyD88-independent toll-like receptor signaling pathway; signal transduction. The record is from RefSeq and is a predicted model, not a curated record. The transcript has 9 exons. Lineage: Eukaryota; Metazoa; Chordata; Mammalia; Microbiotheria; Microbiotheriidae. Gene Ontology annotation, molecular function: protein binding; signaling adaptor activity; NAD+ nucleosidase activity. Gene Ontology annotation, cellular component: dendrite.